AUGAGCGAUCGUCUUGAGGACCAAGAAUACACAGACCUCCCCUCGGCAGGCUUCAAGGGUAGCGACCUCCCUCCUCUGGUGACAGACGAACCUCCUCGUGUGCUGAUUGCUGGCGCUGGUCUGGCUGGUCUCUUCCUUGGUAUCCUCCUGGAGAAAGCAGGAAUUCCCUUUGAGAUAUUUGAGCGCUCCUCAGAGAUCAAACCCCUUGGCGCCAUCAUGUGUCUGUCUCCAAACAUCCUCCCUGCAUUUGAGCAAUUAGGUCUCUACGAAGAGCUCAUGUCGUUUUCAAAGAAGGGUAUCUACGCAACCUACUACACCGACCAGUUGAAAGUUAUUGCCAGACAUGACAGCACUGACGGUGAACUAACUGGUUAUGAGCGCAUUUUGUUCGCUCGUCCCCAGCUUUACGACAUGUUGUUCCGAGAUAUUCCCUCAAACAAAAUCCAUAUGUCUAAGAAGAUUCUUUCGUUCCAACAGAACCACGAGGGCGUGAUGCUCCGUUUCAGUGACAAUACUACCAUCCAUGGGGACAUCCUCGUCGGCGCCGACGGAGCACAUAGCGCAAUCCGUCAACACUUGUACAAAACUCUAGACAAACAAGGAUUGUUGCCCAUGGCUGACGCAAAAGCCAUGAGCAGAGGGUAUAUUUCGCUAGUGGGAACAACACGUCCUCUCGAUCCAGUCAAGUACCCCAGUCUUCUCAAGGACGACUGCGAAACCUCGUUUAUCCUAGGCGACAAUAAGUCACCAUACACAUGGGCGACAUUCACAAUCCCUGGCAAUAAGAUUUGCUGGAAUGUCAUUAUUCAGCUCGGGAUCGCUGAGAUCGCGGACGACCAAUUCCGAUCGUCAGAGUGGGUUCCUGAACAGAGCUUGGGAAUGAUGGACUCAAUCCGGCACUUCAAAACCCUCUAUGGUACCUUAGGCGAGCUCUUUGACGUUACUCCGAUUGAAGGCGUCUCCAAGGUGUAUUUUGAGGACAUGUUGUUUGAGACUUGGACGCAUGGAAGAACCGUCUUGAUCGGAGAUGGUGCUGGAGCGGUCAACGCAAUGCAAGACGCUGUUCUCCUCGCUAACCAUAUCUACGACAUUACGCCCACCAGUUUCGACAAUAUCAAAAAUGCACUAAACAACUACAAAGAAGAGAGAUUCGAUGCCGUCAAGGAUCAGUACCCUCAAUCCUAUAUUAGCGCCAAGCUAAUGUAUGGACAUACACUCUCCGAGCGUCUCCUCCGUCAAGUCGUGUUCAACUGGAUGCCCAAAUCAGUAAUGAGGAAACAGUUGUCAAAGAACACAGCCUAUCGCCCCCAGGCAAACUUCUUGCCUCAGGCGCCCAAGCGAGGAACUGUGGAGAUCAUCCCUCAAUGGCAGUCGAAGCGUGUUCAAAAGGAAGGGGAGGCAAAGGCGAAUACGGCUACAGCCCUGUAG
Molecule: messenger RNA, 1428 nt
Organism: Linnemannia hyalina
Lineage: Eukaryota; Fungi; Mortierellomycota; Mortierellomycetes; Mortierellales; Mortierellaceae
Source: the annotation of a GenBank genome assembly